Besnoitia besnoiti is the source of this 1059-nucleotide messenger RNA. RefSeq names its product Memo family protein. The coding region runs from base 1 to 1059 and encodes 352 amino acids. The transcript is spliced from 13 exons. Lineage: Eukaryota; Apicomplexa; Conoidasida; Eucoccidiorida; Sarcocystidae. The record is from RefSeq and is a predicted model, not a curated record.
AUGCGCGCAGACGAAACUGCGCGCAAGGCGUCGAAGAGAGACAAGCGAGGAGCGGAGACAGCAGAGAGGCUCGCACAGCGGCGAGUCAAGUGCGAGAAGGAGAGGAGGCAGAGAGUGGGAGCAAAGAAUCAGCGAGCGACGACUGAGAAGAAGAUGAUUCGGCGCGCGGCUCACGCAGGCAGCUGGUACAGCAGUGACCCAAAGCAACUGAGCGAUCUGUUCAGCAGCUGCCUGACCAGAGUGCAGAAAACCGAGGAGAACGCCGUAGCUCUCAUUUGUCCACAUGCGGGCUAUGCGUACUGCGCGGCCACCGCGGCGGCGGCGUGGCGGCAGGUCUCGCCCGCAACGGUCCGGCGCGUCUUCGUUCUAGGCCCUUCUCACCACGUCUAUUUGGCGAACUGCGCGCUGCCGCAGCCCUCCGUAAAGGCCUAUGCCACGCCUCUAGGCGAAAUUCCGCUCGACAUUCCAGUCCUUGAGGCGCUGCGCAGUGCGAAGAUCUUUGGCACGCUGCCGCUACGAGACGACGAAAAUGAACACUCGAUUGAGAUGCAACUCCCCUUUUUGAAAUACGUCCUCCGCGAGCAAGCCUUCACACUCGUGCCGAUCGUCGUGGGCGACCUGCGGCGCGCCGAUCACUCCGCAUUUGCGACGGCGCUGCGGCCCUACUUCCUCGAGGUCGGAAAUCUGUUCGUCUUCUCCUCAGACUUCUGCCACUGGGGCCGUCGGUUUCGCUACAUGUACCUGCCGCCGGCCGCCGACGACCUCCCCAUCUACAAGCGCAUCGAGAUGCUGGAUCGCGCCGGAGCUGCGCUAGUUGAGAGGCAAGACGCCGCAGAGUUUCAGAAAUACUACGAAGAGACGGGCAACACGAUCUGCGGGCACAACCCGAUUUCUGUUUUCCUACACCUGCUGGAAGAGAGCGGAAGGCCGAAGGAGGCGUUCAAGACGAAGCUCCUUAGCUACAGCCAGUCUUCGCAAGUGGAGGAUGAUUCUUCUUCGUCUGUGUCCUACGCGGCUUUCGCCUGCUCGCUCGUUGCCGCCUCGGCAUCUCCUCGUUAG